CCUAUUCAAGAAUUCAAUGAAUUCAUAUCCACAUUAAUCUCACCAACAAUUAUUACCCAUUUCCCCCAUCCCCAUAAUAACUCAUUAAUUCCAAACCAUUUCCAAUCAUCUCAAAUUCCCCAACACAAUCCCCACAGGCCAUACCAAUGGAACAGCUCACCAAACCACCACCACCACCACAACAAGAUGACAUCAUUUUCCGAUCAAAGCUCCCGGACAUCUACAUCCCCAACCACCUCCCCCUCCACUCCUACUGCUUCCAGAACAUCUCCGACCACCGCUCCAAACCGUGCCUGAUCAACGGCGCCACCGGCGAGACCCUCACCUACGCCGACGUCGAGCUCACCACCCGGCGAGUUGCCGCCGGCCUCCACGGCCUCGGCGGAAUCGCACAGCGCGACACGAUCAUGCUCCUCCUCCCUAACUGCCCCGAGUUCGCCUUCUCCUUCCUCGCCGCCUCCUUCAUCGGCGCCACCACCACCAUGGCCAACCCCUUCUUCACCCCCGCCGAGGUCCUCAAGCAAGCCAAGGCCUCCCAGGCCAAACUCAUCGUCACGCAAAGCUGCCACGUCGACAAGGUCCUGUCCUACGCGCUCGAAAACAACGUUAAGAUCGCGUGCAUCGACGUGCUGCCGCCUGCCGACGCGAAAAACGUUUUCCACUUCUCAGACCUGAUUCGAUCCGACGAGAACGAAAUGCCGGAAGUUGACGUUGACCCGAACGAGGUUGUCGCCCUCCCCUACUCGUCCGGAACCACCGGGUUACCCAAAGGAGUUAUGUUAACUCAUAAAGGGCUCGUGACGAGCGUGGCGCAGCAAGUGGACGGGGAGAAUCCGAACCUGCACAUGACGAGCGACGACGUGUUGAUGUGCGUCUUGCCGAUGUUCCACAUCUACGCGUUGAACUCGAUCCUCCUCUGCGGGCUGAGGGUGGGGGCGGCGAUCGUGCUGGUGCAGAAGUUCGAGAUCGGGUCGUUCCUGGGGGCGAUGGAGAGGUACAAGGUGACGUACGGGCCGUUCGUGCCGCCAAUCGUGUUGGCGAUUGCCAAGUGCGAGAAGACGGAUGACUAUGACUUGUCGGCGGUGAGGAUGGUGCAGUCGGGGGCGGCGCCGCUGGGGAAGGAGGUGGAGGAGGCGGUGAGGGCCAAGUUCCGGAAUGCUACGCUUGGUCAGGGGUACGGAAUGACAGAGGCGGGGCCAGUGUUGGCUUUGUGUUUGGCGUUUGCAAAGGAGCCAUUUGAGGUUAAGUCAGGGGCUUGUGGGACUGUUAUGAGGAACGCCGAGAUGAAGAUCGUCGACCCAGAAACAGGGGAUUCUUUGCCUCGGAACCAACCGGGGGAGAUUUGCAUUCGAGGGGACCAAAUCAUGAAGGGUUAUCUAAAUGAUCCAGAGGCCACAGAGAGAACGAUAGACAAAGACGGCUGGUUACACACUGGCGACAUAGGCUACAUUGAUGAUGAUGAUGAGCUCUUCAUAGUCGAUCGUUUGAAAGAAUUAAUCAAAUACAAGGGAUUCCAAGUAGCCCCAGCAGAACUUGAAGCCCUGCUGCUAAACCAUCCAGAGAUCUCAGACGCGGCUGUUGUUGGGAUGAAAGAUGAAUCAGCAGGAGAGGUACCUGUAGCUUUUGUUGUGAAAUCAAAUGGGUCCAUAAUCACCGAGGAAGAAGUCAAGCAAUAUAUCUCCAAACAGGUUGUUUUUUACAAGAGAAUUAAUAGAGUUUUCUUCAACGAUGCCAUUCCCAAAGCACCAUCUGGCAAAAUCUUGCGGAAGGACUUGCGAGCGAAAUUAGCAGCUGGUCUUCCAAACUAGUUUCCGGCUCCAGGAGUCCCUGUAGCCUAAGAAGCCUGUUAUAAAUUAAUUGUCAAUUUGUGAAAUGUUUGUACAAUCUAAUUUGAACACAUGAUGUGACAUUAUUUCGUUAAUAACUGGCGUUAUCAAGAAA
This is a messenger RNA of Rhododendron vialii, 1941 nucleotides long. Its product is annotated as 4-coumarate--CoA ligase 2-like. Gene Ontology annotation, molecular function: CoA-ligase activity. The transcript has 6 exons. The record is from RefSeq and is a predicted model, not a curated record. Lineage: Eukaryota; Viridiplantae; Streptophyta; Magnoliopsida; Ericales; Ericaceae. The coding region runs from base 147 to 1808 and encodes 553 amino acids.